Molecule: messenger RNA, 320 nt
Organism: Eimeria maxima
Lineage: Eukaryota; Apicomplexa; Conoidasida; Eucoccidiorida; Eimeriidae
Exons: 3
Source: RefSeq, a predicted model, not a curated record
GAGCAAAGUACAUCUUCCUACUGCAACACCAUCAAUUCUACUGGCGGCACUGGGAGGAGCCCGACGACAGCACCACCAAAAUUGAAGUCCGCCAGAUGAAGAUUGUGAGGGCCUCCUUCCACGGUCAUCUCCACUCGGACUCGGACUUGAAGGAUGAAGAAAUUCAGCAAAUUGUCACUUCCUCCUGUGGCUUUGCCACCAACGACGGACGACCUGGGUGGCGCCUGGUGCAGGUGGAUGCAGAAUCAGUUGAGCACAAGUUCAUUCCUGUGGAAUGGAAGACGAAGGAAUAUCCUUUCUUGCCUCCACGUUUUUCGUAA